GCUUUUUACUGAAACAGUUGCAUUACAAAUGAUGAUCACUGCUCUGUCGUCAAAGUUGUAUAUAUACACACCCAUUGAGAGAUCACUUGUCAGUUGUACUAGAUUCCAAUUUCCAUGGUACCUGUAGUUCCCUUCUGAACCAAGACAAAGACACCAAAGUUCAGAGAGUUAUAGAUCAGGCAGUGCUGAACUGCUGAGUGCCCUCCGUCUCUACAUCUCCAAUGCCAAUCAGAGUGCAUGUCUUGGUCAGCUCUGCCACACAAGUCGUCAGUUCGUCGGUGUCCGUCUGCCGGCUCGUCGCCUUCCACCUCAGCCCGCUUCUGCUUCACCUGUCCUACUUCCUCGCCAUUGAUCUGCUCGGCUUCCUUGCCCUGGUGCUCCUCAAGCCAAGCAGCCCCGGGUACCGCCCUCGGUACGUCGACUUGUUCUUCAUGUCCACGUCUGCGGCCACGGUCACCGGACUAGCCACCGUCAAGAUGGAGGACCUCUCCAGCUCCCACAUCGUGGUCCUCACCCUUCUCAUGCUCUUGGGCAGCGAGAUGUUCGUCUCCUUGCUCGGGCUCCUCCUUGAGUCGCGCAAGCAAAGACGGCACGAUCCUGAUCAUGGCAGCAGCAGGGUAAGAUCGUCGGCCGUCACCGUUUGCGACGAGUCGAAUCUCGAAGAGGCGAAUCCGCCUGCUCCGUCGUCCGCGAGCUCCGACGAUCGCAAGGAGAGCUGCCUGAGAAGCUUAGCGGUUGUGUUCUCGGUCUACAUGGCCACGAUCCUCGCUCUCGGCUCCCUGCUGGUGUUCGUGUACGUCGCCACUGUCUCGAGCGCGCGAGAUGUGCUGGCGAGGAAGGGCAUCAACUCCGCGCUCUUCUCGGCGUCGGUCACCGUGUCGUCCUUCACCAACGGCGGGCUGCUCCCGACCAACGAGAGCAUGGCGGCGUUCGCGGCGAACCGCGGCCUCCUGCUCCUGCUCGCCGGCCAGAUCCUGGCCGGCAACACGCUGCUCCCGGUGUUCCUCAGGCUGGUGGUAUGGGCCACGAGAGGGCUAGCGAGGGUGUUCACCGGUAGGCGUGGGUCCGAAGGGCUCGAGUCCAUGGCGGAGGACGCCGUGGAGGCGGGCUUCGGCCACCUGCUGCUGCCUGGGUUGCAGACGGUGUUCGUCGCCGUCACGGUCGUUGCUGUGGCCGCCGCGGCAGUGACGCUCCUCUGCUGCCUGAACUGGGACUCCGCGGUGUUCGACGGGCUCACCGCCGGUGAGAAGAUCACCAACGCGCUGUUCAUGGCGGUGAACGCGCGGCAGGCCGGGGAGAACUCCGUCGACUGCUCGCUCGUCGCGCCGGCGGUGCUCGUGCUGUUCCUCUCCAUGAUGUGCAUCCCGGCCACGGCGACAUUCUUCUCCGUACACAACGGCGGCGGCGCAGCGGCCGGCGACGGAAACGAAGGAGAACCGGAACCCAAGCAUGGGGCGGCAAAGAAGAGAAGAUCAUUGUCACUGAACAGCAGCAUGUUCCUGACACCACAAGCCUGCGUCGCUUCAGGGACGAUGCUCGUCUGCGUCACCGAGAGGCGGUCGCUCUCUGGCGACCCUCUCAACUUCUCUACGUUCAACAUGAUCUUCGAGGUGCUCAGUGCCUAUGGGAACUUGGGGCUGUCCACUGGCUACAGCUGCUCGAGGCUGCUGCGGCCGGAGGAGGCGAGCGCCUGCCAUGACAAGCCGUACAGCUUCUCCGGGUGGUGGAGCGACCAGGGGAAGCUGGUCCUCGUUCUCCUCAUGCUCUACGGGAGGCUCAAAGGUUUCGACAAAAAGCAUCGCAGGAGCUGAUCAAAGCCAGUGCCCUGAGUGUGAGUGAUCCGGGGAUCGAAUUUGAAACUCCAGCUGCAAGGCAUCAGUCCUAGCUACACAUACGUGCGAAAAUUCUUGGAAAAUCCAUGGACGCAAGGGAUGAAAAUGCGACAUUCAGAGUUAAUAGUGAGCAGAACAAUGAUAAAUAGGAAAAAAAAAUCAGAUUAAGGAUGAUUCGAAGGUUUUGUAGAGUACAUGUUAGAUAUAUUAUUUUUUGUUUUUGUAAAAGAAAAACAUACUAGUAGAUGAUACGGGGUAGUAUACAGUUUGUGUAAAAUUGUGCAUGCUUUGUGUCCUUCAAUUCUUGUGUUGUUAUUGGAGCUCCUAUCUAUCUUGUGGAGUGGAAGAUGGAUAAGCUCGUAACUUCGAAGCCAA
This is a messenger RNA of Panicum hallii, 2207 nucleotides long. Its product is annotated as probable cation transporter HKT9. Gene Ontology annotation, cellular component: plasma membrane. Bases 222 to 1811 code for a protein of 529 amino acids. The record is from RefSeq and is a predicted model, not a curated record. Gene Ontology annotation, molecular function: monoatomic cation transmembrane transporter activity. The transcript has 3 exons. Lineage: Eukaryota; Viridiplantae; Streptophyta; Magnoliopsida; Poales; Poaceae. Gene Ontology annotation, biological process: monoatomic cation transport; transmembrane transport.